Messenger RNA from Megalobrama amblycephala (Wuchang bream), 2857 nucleotides. RefSeq lists its product as uncharacterized. The transcript has 2 exons. The record is from RefSeq and is a predicted model, not a curated record. NCBI's taxonomy places the organism in Eukaryota, Metazoa, Chordata, Actinopteri, Cypriniformes, Xenocyprididae. Bases 396 to 1295 code for a protein of 299 amino acids.
AAAAUAAACACAAUUCAACAAAUUCUUCAGUGAACACAAUUCAGUGCUUCUGUGUUUACGUUUGAACAUUACCUCUCAGAUUUCAUCAAAAAUAUCUUCAUUUGUGUUCUGAAGAUGAAUGAAGGUCUUACGGAUUUUGAACAGCAUGAGGGAGAGGAAUUAAUUACAGAAAUUCAUUUUUGGGUGAACUAACCCUUUAAACAGUGAUUUUGAUAUUGUGACUUUCUUUCUAGGUUCUGGAUGCGAUCGGUUUAGACAGAUCUCUGAGCAAAUUGAUUGUGAAUUAUGAAGAAUUAGUCGAGAGAAAAGGGGUCACAGAGGCCAGAAAGUUCCUACGGGAUUCAGCCAGAGAAAUACUGGAAGGCCGACAAGAGCUACAGGAACAGCUGAAAGCAAUGCAUGAAAUCAUCGAAAAAUUGUUCCAAAUGAAUAACCUCAUCAAGAACUUGGGGGGAUAUUCUCUCAGCCUGAAUCAAGAUGAAUGGGCCAUAAUUAAUUAUAUCAUGGGAACAUGUACAGACAGCACAGUUGUCUCAUGGGUUCAGGAAUCAGCUCAUCAGAUUGAAUUUGUAAAUCUUCUCAGAUUUGUUAUGAGGAAUUUUGGUCCCACUAUAGAGAAUUUGACAAGGCCUGGCGGAGGUCACAUAGACAUUGUGUUUGUGGCUCAUGGCAGAAUUGUUGACCAGUUUAUGCCAGCAGGUGUCCUGGUGCCCACACGUAACAUCCAUGACACCAUUCUUUACUCUCCGUGGAACUGCGCCAUUGAUGCCUACGCUGCAUUUGGAAUUGCUCAAGGGUUAAUUAAAGUGACAAACAGACAGUUUUACAAUAUGAGAAAUAGGGUUUACUGUGACCCGUACCCUUUGCCAGAUCGCUGGAAUAGCAUGCGAGGAUCACCCCACGACAUCCCAAUGAUCCUUCUAUCCCCUGUGACCCCUAAAGAUGCAGCAUGGAAUCUUUUUAACUUUCUUUUGAACAGUGCAGACUUGUUCACAGGAGACCGUGUUAUUAUUCCAUAUCUUGUCCCACAAGAUCUGGUAGAUGCAUAUGCAGAGAUCCCCCUGUACAUGUUCAUAUUUCUGACAUCAUUCAUACUCAUGCUCUUUGGUAAAACAGCUACUGUGCACCUGGCUGCUUGUUUGGUCCAUGCAGGAAGUACAGUAGAGUGGUGGAGAAGACAGUAUGCCUACACUUUAAGUGAUCCAACCUGUAUGACUAUGAACAUGGAUUUUAGGCCCAUUACCUCUAAGCUACUCGAUGCCUUAAUAUUAAUGUUUGACAGAAACUGCAGAUAAAUCACCUGAACAGCAUCUGGGUCAUUCCUGAUAUAUUACAGGGCUGGAGAAUGACCCAGAGUGAAGCAGUUUAAUGCGCAAUACAGCCUAUUUAUUCAUGCUGGAAGAACUUCUAUCCCAUCAUAUUUAUGACAUGUUUCAAUCACAACAUAAAGAUAAAUUACAAAUUGCAUAUGGAGUAUUGUGCCAUGCUAAUUCCAACUGUAACAUUAUGAAAAAAAUGUUGGUUUGCAUUUAAACAAAAAUGAAGUAUUUCAAUUCACUGAGGCAUCAAUUCAAUUCACGUUUAUAUGUAAAGCACUUUUAACAAUACACAUCAUUUCAAAGCAGCUUUACAGAGAAUGCAUGUGAAAAUGCAUUACAAUUUAGAGCGAUCUGUUAUCAAGGGUGACUGUUCGAGUUACAGAUUUCAGAAAUGUACAUUUACAUAACAUUUCGGCUUUCCAAUACAAACAGUCUCUGAGAAACUCCAGGAAAUGAGUGUUGCAAUCAUCUCCACUCUUUCCUAUUAUAAUGUCUUGAGAAAGACAAAGAAAGGAGCUUUUCGUUGAAAGCUUUAAUGCAGAACACAGAAUAACAUCAACAGGCACAGCAGCUUACGCCGCUCUUAUAUUUUCUCAUACGCACUUCCUGAACUCUCCUCAUUAACCCUGUAAAUGCUGGUGCUGAAGAAAACAGCACAACUAUUACAGACUCACUGCUGUGCUGCAGAAUAGUGUUAUAUAUACAGGAGAUCAAUUACAGUGUGAAAUAUAUUACUCAUUAUAGCAAUUAAAAAAAAACCCGUAAUGCUUUAAUAAUAACUGCAGGUGGAUCUGCUGCAUGUCAUAUCAAAAACUGCUACGUUAUAUAGUAUAUUAGUUGUGCUUAUAGAUGUGCAGUCGACGUGUUUGAUGAAGUCAUAAAAAGCUUGUUUUUUGUUUCACUUGCUCUCUGUGUAAAACCGCAUUUCACCUGUAUUCAGCAUAAUUCAUAAACUAUUAAUAAUCUGCAUUAUAUAAUUCUAUUAAUCAUUUUGGUCAUCAUAUUUUUUAAUCCAUUACUUUGUGUCUUAUACUCUUCCAUGGUAACACUUAUAAAUUAAUAAAGUUAUUAUAAAUCAUUUGCAAACUAUCAGUUAGUUCAUUGUUUAGUAUCGUUAACACAUUAACAAGCUACAGAAUAUACAAUUAUUAAGUUGUUCAGUCAUUGUUACUGUUAACAAAUGAUUAUUUUUUAAUUAGCUCAUAUGUAAACACUUAAUGUUUGUUAACAACCUGAUAAAUAAAUCUGAUGUAUUUUAAAUCAUGUAUUAAAGAAGCUGUUAAUCUUCAUCAAAACAUUAAGAAGUUAUUAAACCACAGUAAAUAAAUGCUUAUGAAUGAAGUGAAUUUAUGCAAAUUUAAGGCUUCAUUAGUGUCUUUUAGGAACACGUACUAUUCAUGAAAUUAAUGUAGUAUAAUGGUAGGAUUAAAACACAUAAUUCAUAAUUAAUUACAUUUUAGAUAAAUUUCAAUCUUAUUCUGUUUUUCUUAUGCACUUGUGAUUAUUUUAUGAUUCUUUUUUGUAAAUCCUUUGAUGUA